Molecule: messenger RNA, 2129 nt
Organism: Pieris brassicae (large cabbage white)
Lineage: Eukaryota; Metazoa; Arthropoda; Insecta; Lepidoptera; Pieridae
Product: cathepsin O-like
Exons: 6
Coding region: 112-1257 (381 amino acids)
Cellular component (GO): lysosome
Molecular function (GO): cysteine-type endopeptidase activity
Source: RefSeq, a predicted model, not a curated record
UGAGAACUGAGAAGUCAAAACAUUUAGAAAAUCGAGAUUAUCAGAGUGAAGUGCACGCAAAUUUUAUUUACAAAAAAAAUUUCUUUACUUCCGUAAUUCUAUAAAAUUAUAAUGAAAAAGUGGUGGAACUGGAUUUCGGCUUUUGCUUUAUUGUGUUUAUUGUUCGUGGCUAUACCGCUUUUCUACUCAAGAGGUGGGAGUAAAGAAGAAUUACGUCCAAUGUUUGCAGAAUAUGUAAAAAAAUACAAUAAAAGCUAUUUUAAUAACUCGGCGGAAUACGAAACAAGAUUUGAACAUUUUGUGGCUUCAGUACAGGAAAUAGAUGAACUUAAUUCAAAAUCCAGAGGGCCAGAGCAGUACCGAGCAAAGUAUGGCUUAACUCAUCUCUCAGAUAUGUCUAAAAUAGAGUUUCAAGAGCUCCAUCUAGCAGAUGAACAACCUCAUAGGAGAAAAGAUUCUCAUAGAUCUAGAAAGCCAUUGUUAGCUAUGUCAAAUCUGGAGGAUAAAGAUAAAUAUGAAACAGAAAAAGAUAAAAGUGCUCCAAUAUCAUUACAUGAUAAUAUCUAUAUUAUUAUAAGAAAGGAGAGGACGGCUGCCUCACUUCCUCUUCAAAUUGAUUGGCGGGCAAAGGGUGUCAUUGGCGCCGUGAAGAACCAGGGUCUGUGUGGUGCUUGCUGGGCGUUCAGUACCAUUGGUGUUAUGGAAGCAAUGUCUGCUAUUUCAACGGGAAAGUUUGAACCUCUUAGCGUGCAGGAAGUAAUAGAUUGCGCCGGCCUUGGCAAUAGCGGGUGCGCAGGUGGCGACAUCUGUCUCCUACUGGAUUGGCUCACUAUGACCAAGUCUGUCGUGGAAACAGAUAAAGAAUACCCUCUCAAACUCACCAAUGGAGCCUGCCUGAUGAACAAGAAUGCGACCGGUGUUCGUGUGAAGUCAUUCACUUGUAAUGAUUUUACAAGUGCAGAAGACAAGAUCCUAGCGUCGAUUGCGACUCAUGGCCCGGUAGCAGUGGCUGUUAAUGCGUUAACCUGGCAGAACUAUCUUGGUGGAGUCAUACAAUAUCAUUGCAGCGGGACCCCGAAAGAUCUGAACCACGCAGUGGAGUUAGUUGGUUACGACCUGACAGCUGAUGUGCCAUACUACAUCGCGAAGAACUCGUGGGGUUCAAGUUUUGGCCUAGAUGGCUACAUACACUUGGCUAUUGGGGCUAAUACCUGUGGAUUAGCCAAUGAGGUAGCGUCUGUCGAUGUAACGGUGUAAAAUCCAAGCCUUAGUAUACUAGCAGUGUACUCAAUCGAAAUAUCGAAUUUAUUUCGCAUCUACCCACAUUUUUUGAAUCUCGAUAGAAAUUGUAUUUUUUGUUAUUCUAUAAAUAAGAUUUCAAUGAUAGAAACGGAGACUGAUUUUUUGUACGUCCAUAUUAUUUUUAGUAUCCAUGACAAUUAAGUCAAGUUUAAGACAUAAAUCAGUAAACUACUGAAAUCGUGCUGUCUAUGACUCACGAAAUAAAAGAGACAGAUAUAGAUGUAAGAAACGACGUCUUUUUGUAUAUUUGUUAAUUCUUGCCAGUAUUUAGGGUAGGUCUUAUUUUUUGUCACAAAACUUGUCAUACGAUCAAUGUAUUGGAAUUUUCUUUAUUUGUAUUUAGUUUGUAACACUCACUGUUUUUAUUUUUUGUUAAAGAUGUUUUUUUUGUUGCAACAACCCGCAUGUUAGAAUAUGUUUUUUUAUAGAAAUUGCGAUCAUUAAUUUAUAUCAUAAAACUUGCAUAAUAUUUUUUAGAAGAUUUUAGAAGAAAAUCCGUCCUAAAUUUCCAUGAAAAAUAUUUUUCGUAGUAUGUGGUACUAUACUAAAAAUAGCUAUUUAUGGGUAUGGGACAGAUAUCAAAGUAAAAACCGUAAACCGUCAAUGUUUCCAACCUAGCAGCAAGAGAGAGAUAAGUUUAAAGGUGCUGGGAUCGAGUAUUAGAAAAAAUAAUUUGUUCCAUACCCACAGUGUUCAGGACUUUUUGUUUUAAAAAUAUAUUUAAGCAUUUCCAAUUGUGUACAUUCCAGUAGUUAAGCUAAAAUGUCAAUACAUACUCAAAAAGUGCCUUAGUUUUGUAAUCAUUUUUGAAUACAUGUUUUUUUAUU